AUGAAAAAAGGUGGUGAACAUUCUGAAAUCAAAGGUCAGAAGCUCGUUGAUAUACGAGAAGACUUCUUUCAUCUUUUCUUUCCUACUUUUCACAAUGAAUAUCAAAGAGGAAUAGAAUAUUUGGCUGUCGAAGCAGAACGGCGAGUAGAGCACUGGAAAAACUUAUUAGAUGAACAAUUAAAGCUUGAGGAGGCAAAAUAUAACUCACAAAUCGAAUCAAUUGAAGCAGAUUAUCAGAAUGCAAUGCAAAUAGUCAAUAAUCAAAUUUUAGAUGCAAUAAAAUACAAAGUUCAGGCUUUAGGUGCGGAAUUUCCUCAAUUUCAUAAACAUUUUUUAGAAUUUGAUUCAACAUUUAAAAAUGAAAUUACUGGGCAAAAUAAAGCAUCAAAAUCAACAAUUCUCAGACUAGAAAACACUGAUGAGCUCUUACUUGAUAAAGAGCAAAUAGAAAAAGAUUUAAUUGAAUUAAAUCUUGAAAAUCAAUUUUAUCAAGUAAAUGAAGGGAAACUGGUGUUAGGAAAUGAUAUAUUUGAAGUGGGCCAAAGUUGUAUAAUAAAAUUAGGAAAUUUUGGUGAUUUUUCUUGUUCAAUUCAAGAAAUUUCAGAAGAUGGCAUUUCAAUAAUAAUGAAUGACUCACAACCACUUAAAAUACCAAUAAGAAAUUUGAAUAUGAAACUUGUACAAAUUAAAAAACCAUAA
Messenger RNA from Trichomonas vaginalis G3, 699 nucleotides. RefSeq lists its product as uncharacterized. The transcript has a single exon. Bases 1 to 699 code for a protein of 232 amino acids. Lineage: Eukaryota; Parabasalia; Trichomonadida; Trichomonadidae. The record is from RefSeq and is a predicted model, not a curated record.